Rodentolepis nana is the source of this 669-nucleotide messenger RNA. Lineage: Eukaryota; Metazoa; Platyhelminthes; Cestoda; Cyclophyllidea; Hymenolepididae. The record is from the annotation of a GenBank genome assembly.
AUGGCAGAGAUACCAAAAGCACAGAAAUUGUUCCUACAUACAAGUAAUAUUUUGAAAUGGAAUAAUGUGCAACUUAUUAAAAAUCCAUUUGAUGAGGUUGAAACAUGCAUUAAAACAGUAAUGCACUGUUGGCACUCAUGCAAUAAAAAUAAUCUUAAAGGUAAAGACAGCCUUUGUAUUGCUUGUGACAAGCAUCGAGACAGGAUACCAGUUUGGGAACGAACUCUUGAUCGAUUGGGUCUUGAUGACAUGGAGACUUUGGUUGUCUCCCUUUCACCAGAGCUUUCCCGGGGAGCAAUCGUAGACCAUCCGCCCUGUAUGGGAAAUACAUGGGCUCGAAUCCCGCAGAAUACUGCUCAGAGCCUCCUCAAAAUUUGGCCAAUUCUCGAAGAAUUUGUUGAGGCCAAUAAGAUUUUCAGACUAGGCGUUAGUGAUAUGCCCGUUUCAGAAAUGGAGGCGCUAUGCUCUUCAGUUAAGAUUCCGCCUAAAGUGAACCAGGUCUUCAUUGGCAGCACUUGUCUUAUGAGCGAGGAAUUGGAGAAUUUCGCCAAACAACACGAUAUUCAGCUUCUCACUCACCAUGAUUCCGCAGGUAUGUUGUCACUACCUCUUCAAAAAAUAAAUAUCCAAACUAUUGUGAUCAAUCUUUUCUCAACAUUUGUUGGUUAG